CUCGCGUCACCGGUGGAGGUCGGAUGUCGCCUGACCGGAUGAUAGCGAGAAGUUUUGUUUUGUGACUUUACGAAUGAUUGAUCCACUGAUCACAGCACGUAUCACAAUACAUGCGCGUCUUCUGGCCGUCAGCGAGUGUUUUACGAGUCGUUCGCCUUUGACAGAUCGUUCUGCAAGCGUUUAAAGGGUGGAAACUGAACACUUGAAAGUAACCCAAGCGCCCUGCUUCUGUGAGCCCGUUCCUGAGCGCUGAGAGACGGCCAGAAACCAUGGGCAACCGGGGGAUGGAGGAAUUGAUCCCCCUGAUCAAUAAACUCCAAGAUGCUUUCAGCUCCAUUGGCCAAAGUUGUAACCUGGAUCUGCCGCAGAUCGCAGUGGUCGGAGGACAGAGCGCCGGAAAAAGCUCCGUGCUGGAAAAUUUCGUCGGCAGGGAUUUCCUUCCGCGAGGCUCAGGCAUCGUCACCCGCAGGCCUCUCAUUCUGCAGCUAGUAAACAACAAAGCUGAAUAUGCAGAGUUCCUACACUGCAAAGGUAGGAAGUUCGUGGACUUUGAUGAAGUCCGGCAGGAGAUUGAAGCAGAAACCGACAGGAUUACAGGCUCCAAUAAGGGCAUCUCUCCUAUCCCCAUCAACCUGAGAGUCUACUCUCCUAACGUAUUGAAUCUGACGCUCAUCGAUUUGCCCGGGAUGACGAAGGUGGCAGUGGGCGACCAGCCGCCUGACAUCGAGCACCAGAUUCGGGACAUGAUAAUGCAGUUUAUCACCAGGGAGAGCUGUCUGAUCCUUGCCGUCACCCCCGCUAAUAUGGACUUGGCCAAUUCGGAUGCCCUCAAGGUGGCGAAAGAGGUGGACCCUCAAGGACUGCGUACCAUUGGUGUGAUCACUAAACUGGAUUUAAUGGAUGAGGGUACAGACGCCCGGGAUAUCCUGGAAAAUAAACUUUUACCACUUCGAAGAGGUUAUAUUGGCGUAGUGAACCGGAGUCAGAAAGACAUUGAUGGCCGGAAGGACAUUCGUGCUGCACUGGCAGCAGAAAGGAAGUUUUUCCUGUCCCACCCCAGUUACAGACAUAUGGCUGAAAGGAUGGGAACGCCACACUUGCAGAAAGCCCUCAACCAGCAACUGACCAACCACAUUCGGGACACACUACCCGGCUUGCGGAGCAAACUCCAGUCUCAGCUUCUCUCUCUAGAAAAAGAAGUGGAAGAGUAUAAGAACUUCCGCCCAGAUGACCCUACGAGAAAGACGAAGGCCUUGCUGCAGAUGGUCCAGCAGUUCGGAGUUGACUUUGAGAAGUGCAUUGAGGGAUCUGGAGAUCAGGUGGACACCGCAGAGCUUUCCGGAGGUGCCAGGAUUAACCGAAUCUUCCAUGAGCGCUUCCCCUUUGAGCUGGUCAAGAUCGUGUUUGAUGAAAAGGAGCUCCGGAGAGAAAUCAGUCACGCCAUUAAGAACGUCCAUGGUGUCAGAACUGGGCUGUUCACUCCAGAUCUGGCGUUUGAAGCAAUCGUGAAAAAGCAGAUCAUUAAGCUGAAAGAGCCCUGUCUGAAAUGUAUCGAUCUGGUUAUUCAGGAGCUCAUCAACACAUUCAGGCAGUGCACCAACAAGGUACUGCAGUACCCCAGCCUGGCCACAGUGGGGGCUUUCCUGUGA
Messenger RNA from Danio aesculapii, 1649 nucleotides. RefSeq names its product dynamin-2. Bases 270 to 1649 code for a protein of 459 amino acids. Gene Ontology annotation, cellular component: microtubule; cytoplasm; membrane. Gene Ontology annotation, molecular function: GTP binding; microtubule binding; GTPase activity. Lineage: Eukaryota; Metazoa; Chordata; Actinopteri; Cypriniformes; Danionidae. The transcript is spliced from 10 exons. The record is from RefSeq and is a predicted model, not a curated record.